UGUCCUGAUGAUGAAUAAUGGGAUAGAGAAGAAAAAUUGAAAUGCACUAGCUAGGAUGUGUAUGCAUAUAUACAUAGAGAGGAGCAGUGAAAAGGACUAUGUAUAUGUGAUGUAAGAGAUAUAGCAUAAGUUUCAAAGAAUAAAACAAUAGAUGUGGGGUUGAGUCUAUCUCAACUUAGAUUGCAAAAACCCUAAUGAUAGAUACUGAUAGCAACCGUUCGUUGAAGCAAGUCUAAGUCCCCUGGGUAGAAUUUAACACCCCAGAAAGGAGGCAUUGAACAUGCCCCCCUCCUUUUAGCACAAUAACAACGCAAAUUGUUCACGUACCCUAUAUAAAUGCCUUCUUUCAUUCUUAGGGCAAACUUUAAUGCUCAAACAUGUGUGCUUUGCCACCCUUUGUUGGCAAAACCAUUUUUCUUUUCCAUUAUUUCAAUAUCAACCUCAGCUCUAGGGCAAAAGAAACUAUAUAGAGCCAGAAAAAGUAUAUAUAAUUCUUUGGGCUUACUUCCCUAAGUUUCCAAACUAGAUUGGAAUAAUUAGUAGUAAACACUUGUGAUUAAGCGAGCCUUCAAUUCCCACACUCACCCACUCUUUUUAAAGUCACGAGACCCACUGUCCCAUUGUUCGUUCAAUUGUGUGUGUGGCGUGGCAGAGGAAUUGAUAGAGAACUUUCAAAGCUCUUUAUCUUCUACCAUCACUCAACUAGCCUCUAUAUCGCAGUUCCAAACUGAAAGUGUGUCUCGCAAAAGCUUUUAGUUCUAUCUUCCCUUCAUCUGAAAGAAAGAAAGAAAAGAGGAGUGCUGGCUGGCUGGCUUGCCCCUCAUAUUUAUAUAUAUUUUCUGUCUCUCUCUGCGUGUCGGUACCAUGAGACCAGACCUUAACAAUUUGCCUGAUGACUACAAUAGAGAUCAUGGCAAACAACUCCUCCAAGACACCUUCUCUCCCGGUUGCAGGAAAAAGAAAAGCGGAAAAGAGGAGUGUGGGAAGGUGUAUGAGUGUAGAUUUUGUUCCCUCAAGUUCUGCAAGUCCCAGGCUCUUGGGGGACACAUGAACCGCCACCGCCAAGAGAGGGAAACAGAGACGCUGAACCAUGCCCGUCAGCUGGUGUUUCGUAACGAUCAUCAUCAACCUCCACCUCACUUAGGGUAUGUUUGUCAUUUCCAUUAUUUCCUUCUUCCUCUCCUUAAUUCAUCUUUUGAAUUCAGAUGCUGUCAAGACCCAACUCUCAGAUUCCCAAGAUACUUCUCUGCGUCAUCCACGUCAUCAACCGCUGCAGCAUCUCAUCAUCAGCCCUAUCUAUACGCUUCACCAUCCAGGCCACCGCCGGUCUCCUUCCCGGGGGCUCCUCACGAUUACUACGUGGACCAUGUCCUCAGCACCGCAGAGUCAUCAGCAGGAGCAGGAGGAGGCAGUUACACGUGCAUAGGUGCACCGGUGGUGGGACAAGCAGGGAAGGAGAGGGAGCAGGAAGGGUCGCUGAAUUGGGGAAGAUCAUCAUCAACAUCGGGAUCACAGCCUCAUCAUCGUUUGGAUCCUCCUUCAGCGAUCAAUCGGUUUCAAGAUGGGUUCUAAUAUAAUAUAUAUGAGAUGAGAUGAGAUUCUUUGUUUAUUAUAUAUAUUUGAGUAAGUGAUGAUUAUGAAAUAGAGUUGUAGUAUGCUAUGCUAUGCUAUGCAGUAUGAGAAUGAGAGAGAGACAUAACAAGACAGAUGGGGUCAUGACUCAUGAGUGAGAAGAGAGAGAAAGUUAUCACUACUUUGUUUCGUUUGCUUUUCUUUUCUUUUCUUUAUCUCAACAGUGACUUGGCUGCAGCUUUUGAGCUCAUGUACACGCUCAGCUACUUUGGCUUCUUCGUUUUCCUCUUCUCUUCUUCUCCUCCUUCUCCUUCUCCUUCUUUCCAACUUUAACAACUAACUAAUAAACCAUUGUAUGUAUAGCCUUAUUAUUAUAUUCAUUGAAUGUGUGUGUUGCCCU
This is a messenger RNA of Arachis ipaensis, 1972 nucleotides long. Its product is annotated as zinc finger protein JAGGED-like. The record is from RefSeq and is a predicted model, not a curated record. Lineage: Eukaryota; Viridiplantae; Streptophyta; Magnoliopsida; Fabales; Fabaceae. Gene Ontology annotation, molecular function: DNA-binding transcription factor activity.